Molecule: messenger RNA, 855 nt
Organism: Chaetomium fimeti
Lineage: Eukaryota; Fungi; Ascomycota; Sordariomycetes; Sordariales; Chaetomiaceae
Exons: 3
Coding region: 215-709 (164 amino acids)
Source: RefSeq, a predicted model, not a curated record
GUACCGGGAAGCAUCAACUGCGGCCGCGAGUGCCGCGGUUGAGGGCCCCUCUCAGUUACCCUCUCCACUCGAGUAUGCGGAUAUAUAAUAGACAGACCUCAACGGCCAUCACCAUCCCACAAUCUCUCUCACUACUCCCCUUCACCGGCUGUGUCUUUCACUCAUAACACAUCACCCUUGCCGUAACUAACUCAACCCCCCACAACUCUUCACCAUGGCCAACUUCCCCAAGCUCAUCCCCGCCUUCACGAUCCAGGUCGUCAUCCAAACCCCCACCCCCGUCUCCCCCUCCCUCGUCUUCGUCCCCCUCGCCUCCACCGGCGGCAGCAUCGUAUCCGAACCAUCCUACCCCAUCCAGCUGCGCGCGGCGAUCGAGCACGGCGGCGACUUCAUUCGGGUGUCGGCGGACGGGACGCAGGCGCGGCUGGACGUGCAGAGCCUGGCGCGGGACGCGGUGACGGGGGCGCUGGUGCGCUUUACCUACCGCGGCAAGGUCGACACGACGGGCGCGAUGGGCCGGGUGUUGAGGGGGGAGGAGGGGGCGGGCACGACGGGGUUUGGGGAUGCUGUCUCCGUUGUAGAAUUCGAGACUGGCGGCGGGGAGUUGGCGGUGCUGGAGAACAAGGUGUAUGUUGGGACUGGGCGGUUUAUCAUCGAAGCCGGAAAGCCGACCAUUGUUGAGUAUCUAGUGAGCGAAGUUGUUGCGUAGGAGGGGACAACCUCUUUUCCACUACUGGUAUGGGUGGAGUUGAAUCAACGGGCUUGCACAGAGCAUCAAAUCUACCAUGUGAAUGACAGUGAACGAGACCACCAAAUUAUGCUCAUAUUGCUAGCCCAUAGGGUAUUCGCUCUGUA